Molecule: messenger RNA, 2447 nt
Organism: Pseudocercospora fijiensis CIRAD86
Lineage: Eukaryota; Fungi; Ascomycota; Dothideomycetes; Mycosphaerellales; Mycosphaerellaceae
Exons: 2
Coding region: 109-2319 (736 amino acids)
Biological process (GO): regulation of actin filament polymerization
Molecular function (GO): protein binding
Source: RefSeq, a predicted model, not a curated record
CAACUUGCGCGGGCGUGGGAAGCAGAGGCAGAGGGACAUGACACCGCUGGACGACCGAACAAUACCCCUACCAAACUUUGGCACAUAUGAACACAGCCUCCCCAAACCAUGGCCGAAGUCGAGCUUGCUCCCAGCUUCGGCGCAGAGCUGCGAGAUGGAUUUAAGCCUGUGAAUGCCUGGGUCACCAGCGGCAUUGCAUGGCUAGAGGAAAUACAGCAGUUUUACCGAGAACGGAGCGCAAUAGAGAAGGAAUACGGCCAGAAGCUCAAUGCGCUGGCCAAGAAAUACUAUGAAAAGAAGGCGAAGAGGAGUAGUUCUCUCAGCGUCGGCGACACGCCCUCAGUGACGCCGGGAUCGCUGGAAAGUGCUUCCAUGACCACAUGGGGUGUACAGCUUACCACCUUGGAGGGCAGAGCCGCCGAGCACGAUCGCUUCUCGAAUCAGCUGAUAACAUCUCUGGCCGAGCCGCUCAAGCAAUUGGCCGGAAAAUAUGAAGAUCUCCGGAAGUCGCACGCCGACUACGCUGCUAAGCUAGAGAAAGAGCGCGACGGCAGUUAUGCCGACUUGAGGAAGACGAAGGCGAAGUAUGAUGGUGUCUGCCAGGAAGUCGAGAACAAGCGCAAGAAGACCGAGAGCAGUUUCGAUCAUGGCAAGCAGAAAUCUCAGAGUGCCUUUCAACAACAGCAGGCAGAGAUGCGCAACGUGAAGAACACAUACUUGAUUUCGAUCAAUGUUACCAACAAGCAGAAAGAGCGAUACUAUCAUGAUUACGUGCCUGAACUGCUAGAUUCACUCCAAGGGCUUUCUGAAGCACGAACUGCUGCGCUCAAUCAUCUAUGGUCGAAUGCAGCUUCGAUGGAGAAGCAAACCUUAGCUCGCUCAACACAGCUAGUGGACCACCUAUCAAACGAAAUACCAAGGAACAAUCCUGUUUUGGAUAGCAUGAUGUUUCUGCGGCAUAACGCUACGCCGUGGCAAGACCCGGCAGACUUUGUUUUCGAACCUGCACCAGUGUGGCUAGACGACGAUACCAUGGCAGUCGACCCCGCGAGCAAGACCUUCUUGAUGAAUAUCCUUACCAAGUCGAAGUCUUCGCUUGUGGAGCUGCGGCGUGAAUGUGACUCUAAGCGCAAGGAGGUAGAGGGCGCAAAACGUGUGCGGCAAUUGAUCAGAGAAGGAAAAGACAAGCGAGAUGAAGUGGAGGUCGUGCGAGCACAGUUCCAUCAUCAAGAAUUGCUGCACGAAGCAGACCGAAAACGAAUCACUGCUGAAGUCGAAGUCAGCACAAUCAUCUCUGCGGUAGGAGAUAUCUCUGUUGGUGCCAAGAGUCAUACAUUCAAGCAUCAAACAUACAAGAUACCUACCAGCUGCGAUCUUUGUGGCGACCGAUUAUGGGGAUUGAAUGCGAAGGGCCUCAGUUGCGAACUUUGCGGGUUCACGUGUCAUACGAAGUGCGAGCUGAAAGUUCCUGCCGACUGCCCGGGGGAACUGAACAAAGAACAGAAAAAGUCAAUCAAAGCAGAGCGGCAAGCAGCUGCACAGGCCGUUCAACCCAACCCACCACCUGUCAGCAACGGCAAUGGCAGCGCUGCACCUAGCUUGCAACGAAGCGAUACCAUAGGGUCGAUGAAUACACUCAGCUCCGGCUAUGCAGCGAGUGCUAAUCGCAGUGUGUCCGGCAUGACGGUUAGAUCCUCCACCGAAGACACUUCUGUGAGCUCAGCCGCGCCAGCUGCCAAGAUCAGUUCCGGGCCCACGAGGCGAGUGAUGGCCCCGCCACCUGCGCAUUACGUGACUAGCAAUGGAGCAGAUUGUGGAUCUUCCGAAGAGCAGAAAGGCAGAAUGCUUUACGCAUAUCAAGCCACCGGCCCUGAUGAAAUCAGCGUAUCGGAAGGUGAUGAAUUCACAGUCUUAGAAGCGGAUGACGGCUCGGGCUGGAUCAAAGUCAAGCCUGCUAAGUUCGGCGCAGUGGCUGGAAUCGUACCUUCAAGCUAUGCUGAGCUUCACGCUCCGGCGCCUCCAUCGAAAGACACUCGACCUGUCUCGGUCGCAGCUACAGCUUCUACAACAAGUCUCAGCGGCUCAGACACACCUGCGAAGAAGAAACAAGGACCAGCCGUCGCGCCGAGAAGGGGCGCGAAGAAGGUCAAACAUGUCGAGGCACUCUACACAUAUCAAGCUUCUGGCCCAGGAGAAAUCGAUAUGGAGGAAGGCGAGAGAAUGGUCCUCAUCGCUCCCGAUGGUGGCGAUGGAUGGUGUGAAGUCGAGUCGAAAGCUGGGAAAGGUGUUGUACCUGCCAGUUGGGUCAAAGACGUAUGAUGCAUGAGAAAAGAGAUAUGGGCCCGAAUUCGACAUUUGUGCAUAGCGCCGCGUAGUGGUAUGAAUGUGGAGGCGAUAUGAGGCAUUCUUAGGUAGUCGUAUACCUACCUAUUCAGACACCUGGGAAG